Messenger RNA from Coccinella septempunctata (seven-spotted ladybird), 981 nucleotides. RefSeq lists its product as uncharacterized. Bases 1 to 981 code for a protein of 326 amino acids. The record is from RefSeq and is a predicted model, not a curated record. NCBI's taxonomy places the organism in Eukaryota, Metazoa, Arthropoda, Insecta, Coleoptera, Coccinellidae. The transcript has a single exon.
AUGCAUGUCUUGCUAGAUGAGAUUUAUGUCGAUGAUAUCUUGACAGGCUGUUCAUCCGAGUCUGAAGCUCUCGAACUGCGGCAGCAAGUUCAGGAUCUGCUCAUGGCGGGUGGUUUUGAGCUGCGCAAGUGGGCCUCUAAUCAUUCUUCUCUGCUGGACGGUAUUCCUCCUGAUCAUUGUAGAAAAUCUUCUUCAAUUAACCCCCUUCUUCUUGACCGUGAACCGAGUCUCAAGAUUCUGGGACUUGGCUGGAACCCUACAUCUGAUCACUUCUUCUACUCUGUCCGCCUGACUUCAGCGACAGUCACCAAACGGACUGUGCUGAGUCAGCUGGCCAGAAUCUUCGAUCCCUUGGGAUGGUUAGCUCCUAUCACCUUCUACGCCAAGAUCUUCUUUCGUCAGCUCUGUCUUCUUCAUCUGGAUUGGGACCAACCUCUUUCGAAUGAAGCCCAGCCUUCGUGGUUGCCGUUUCAAUCCCAGCUUCCCACCUUGGCAGAACUUCAUAUCCCUGCCGUGUCCUCUUCAGCUCAUCAGCUGAUUGGCUUCUGUGACGCAUCUGUGUCGGGCUACGCUGCAGUCGUCUAUCUUCGCAAUUCUACAUCAUCUGAUCAAUACCACGUGUCUCUUCUAGCGGCCAAAUCUAAAAUCGCUCCUUGCAAAGCUGUGACCCUGCCUCGUCUUGAACUGUGCGGUGCCCAUCUGCUCGCAAAACUCAUGCACCAUCUGUCCACCCGCGUUCUGCCGAAUCUCACAACUGAGUGUAUUGCCUUUUGUGACUCUUCCGUUGCUUUGUCGUGGAUCCGCGGUGAAAGUCACAGAUGGAAGACAUUUGUUGGCAAUCGAGUCGCUGAGAUCCAGGAUAUGAUUCCUUCAGAUUGCUGGAGGCAUGUGGUCUCUGAGGACAAUCCAGCGGAUUGUGCAACAAGUGGAGGUCGAGGCCAAGCCGACCUCCACUUUCAUGUUAGCAGCCAUCUCAGAUGA